Colletotrichum karsti is the source of this 3072-nucleotide messenger RNA. RefSeq lists its product as uncharacterized. Gene Ontology annotation, biological process: transmembrane transport. The record is from RefSeq and is a predicted model, not a curated record. NCBI's taxonomy places the organism in Eukaryota, Fungi, Ascomycota, Sordariomycetes, Glomerellales, Glomerellaceae. The transcript has 8 exons. The coding region runs from base 1 to 3072 and encodes 1023 amino acids. Gene Ontology annotation, molecular function: transmembrane transporter activity.
AUGGAGCCUCCUGCAGACGCAACAACCACAGUUAUCGGGAAAGAUGCUCGACAACAUACCGCGGCGCUUACGGAUGACAGCCCAAACCUCGAUGUCAUCUCAAAGGAGGUCCACGAAAGCGACGAUGUCGCCGUUGCGUCUGCGAAGAGUUACAAGAAAGAUUACCGAUUUUGGGCCAUACUGUUCGCACUCUGCAUCACCUCCCUUCUGGCAUCGCUGGAGAACACCGUGGUCGUAACCUCGCUGCCUACCAUCGUCGAGAAGUUGAAUUUUGGAAGCAGCUACGUCUGGGUUGCGAACGCUUUCUUCCUCACUAGCGCCUCUGUUCAGCCUCUCUUUGGUCAACUUUCCAACCUUUUCGGCCGGAGAUACCUCACAAUCUUCAUCGUGGCACUCUUCACCCUUGGCAGUGGGGGAGCUGGAAGUGGCGGCAUCAACAUGAUCAUCGACGUCAUAAUCUCUGAUCUCGUCCCGCUUAGAGAUAGAGGCUAUUACAUGGCCAUCAUUCUUGCUACCUACGGCAUCGGAACGGCGAUCGGGCCAAUAGUGGGUGGCAUCAUCGUACAGACGACGUCUUGGAGAUGGGUGUUCUACAUCAACCUCCCUGUUGGUGGGCUUUCCAUGGUUCUUCUAUACCUCUUCCUUCACGUAAAGUGGGACAGAACGUCCACCUUCCGCGAGAAGAUCCGCCGAAUCGAUUUCAUAGGCAACUCAAUCCUCAUCGCAUCAACAGUUUCCGUCCUCAUAGCCCUGACGUGGGCAGGAUCGGUGCAUCCCUGGUCUUCCUACCACGUCCUCCUUCCUCUCAUUCUCGGUCUUCUGGGCCUGAUCGGCUUCUGUCUAUUCGAACGUUCCGGUCUCGCCCCCGAACCAGUCAUGCCUCUCCGCCUCUUCGGCAACCGUACUUCAGCGGUGGUGUACGGCACGACCUUCCUCAACUCCGCGAUGUUAUACUGGGCCUUUUUCUUCCUCCCGCUCUACUUCCAGGCCGUCAAGCUCUCAACACCGGGACGGUCCGGUGUGCAGCUGCUUCCGGUCACGCUGAUUUCUAUCCCCGGCGCAGCCAUCUCGGCCGUCGUUCUGGCGCGUUGGGGACGCUACAAGGCCCUCCACAUCAGCGGAUUCGCACUCAUGACCGCCGGGUUUGGCAUCUGGAGUGUCUUGAACCGGGACAGCGGCACGGCGGCGUGGGUCCUCGUACAGAUGGUGCCGGCCGUGGGCUCCGGGUUCCUCAUGAACACACUCCUGCCGGCGUUUCAGGCCGGGCUGGAGGAGAAGGACCAGGCUGCCGCGACGGCGAGCUGGUCUUUCAUCCGGAGCUUUGGGAACAUCUGGGGCGUGGCUAUUCCGGCUGCCAUUUUCAACACGUAUGUGUCGAAGUACGCGGGCCGUAUUGAUGACGCUGUCGCGCGAGAGGUCUUGAGUGGCGGGGACGCGUAUGCGAGCGCGACCAAGACUUUUGUGGAGAGUUUCCCGUCGCCUGUAAGGGAUCAGAUCAUCGAGGUUUUCACGGAGGCUUUGAAGAGGGUCUUUUGGAUCUGCAUGGCUUUUGGGGGGCUGGCUUUCGCGGUGAGCUUCUUUGAGAAGGAGGUCAAAUUGAGGAAGGAGUUGGAGACUGAUCACGGUGUUUGCAAGGUCAUGAAAAAGUACCGAGUCAAGAAGCCCAGCGGGCCUCAUGAGCGGAAGGGCGCGUGCGACUGCCGACGUCGUCGCGAUAGACAACGAUCGCAAUCAUCCUCUUCGGUUGCUUCGUUGAUGAGCCAGUCGUCCCCGGGCACCGUCGCGUCAAAGAUUACGACACCUGGUGAUCUGAAUUCAACGCCGGGAUCUUUAGAGCCGUUGCCGCAUGAGAUUACUACGGCCUUUUUCGCGUUUGUUGGCGAUUCACCGUCUCCUCUCACCGAUGUCUUUUCGCAGUCUUUCAUCAAGACAUACCUGGACACCUCUAUUCCAGUACGGGCUAUUGUCACAACUUUCGGAAAGGUCCUGUUGGAAUAUGGGCGCAAGGUCGACCUCCCGAUAAAACAGGCGGCUGCCAAUGCACUUGUUGCGGCGGAUCGUCCAAAGCUGAACGAAUUUCUUGACGUUCUCACCUCGUCCGAAUGUCAUGAUCAACACGUCACCCUCUUAUAUGGAAUACUACUCGCCUAUUUGGAGACCAUGGUAGCCCGGUCCUGGCUCCUUUAUCAAGGCAUUCUAAGGAAGCUGUCGGACAAGAUACGAGAGCAGCUCAAAAGGGAACGUCGAAGACCUCAUCUUUACUUUGACCGCGGAUUAUUGAUCAAUUUCUCACUUCAUGCGGGAUAUCAUGCCUUGAUAUCUUUUGAAGAUACCUUUCUCGUUGACGUCGAGCUCUACGACCCGUCCCCCUUCGCAGACAUCGACACGGCGACCAGCCAUGUCCGCACCAAUGCUGCUAUCCUUCAUCACUAUUGCAGAUACGUGGCGAAUUUUGCACGCCUACACCACAGAGCCACCAAAUGGGUGAGGCAAGCACGUCAGGUCAUUGCGGACCGUCAAAGCAUGUCCGAAGCAACAGUGGACGAAUUGCGACAAACGCUUGCCAGCUUCGGGCUACUACAAACUGGAAAGGAGGUCGUCGAGAGUUCAGCGAGAGUCAUCGACGUGAUGGAGAUGUUCCGCGGCAGCGGCGACGACAACGACGAAGACAUCGACGGAAGCGAUUUCGGCUACAUGAGAGCUCCUCUCUACCAUUUUGCUCUCAUGGGCCUGACGCGCACCUUCUGGGAUCCGACAUGGAAACUCAUCGACAACGACCUGCCGAAUAUGCACGACAUGCCCAACUUGGAAGCCCAUGCUCUGUUCGUCUUGGAAAGGCUGGAACAAAGGAUCCCCUUGCUUGGCCUUGAAUCUUGGAGCUAUCUCGUCAUAAUGAUGGGCGUUGCGAUGGAGGUUAGGAUGCCCGAGUAUCAGAAGCGAGUGGAGGCACUGGUUAAGAGCGUCGCCGAGAAGGGUUUUGCUUGUGCGGAGUCCAUGCUAGGCGACAUGAAGCUGCUUUGGGGGGUGGACUACGCUUUGCAGCACGAUAUCAGUAUUGGUCCUUCAAGUUGA